AUUUAGUCUCUCUCUCUCUUUCUCUCUCCCCCAGUGACAGACUCAGCAGCUCCUAAAACCCUAACCAGUCAUCUGAAGCUCCACACCUCACUCGGAUCCUCUAUCCGGAGCUACCCGUUUCCCAAUGGCAGCGAAUUCUUUGGAUUCUCUCAUUUCCAUUGGCGGGUCGGUCUCCUCCCCGUCCACCAAGACCCGGGUCCGGAUCUUCCGCGAUGAAAUCCCGGCGAUUCUGGACAAUUCAGAGAUGUGUACUGAGCUUGCAACACUUCUGGUAGACAUAAUAUUUAGAACAUUGUUAAUUUAUGAUGAUCAUGGAUCAAGGAAAGCUGUUGAUGAUGUAAUUGCAAAAGCUCUGGGUGACUUAUUGUUCAUGAAGAAUUUUGCCGCAGCACUUGUCCAGGUAAUGGAGAGGCAGUUAAAGUUCCAAUCCCAUGUAGGCUGCUACAGACUUCUCAGGUGGUCAUGCUUCCUCUUAAGCAAGAGUCAGUUUGCCACAGUUUCAAAGAAUGCAUUGUGUAGAGUAGCUGCAGCGCAAGCAUCUUUACUUAAUAUUGUCGUUCAAAGAUCUUUCAGUGCACGAAGGGCUUGCAAGCGAACAUUUUUUAAUCUAUUUUCUCAGUCUCCGGAAAUUUAUAAAAUAUACAUUGAGGAAUUAAAGGAUGGGCGGAUCCCAUACAAAGAUAGUCCUGAAUUACUAUGGUUAUUACUGGACUUCUCAAGUACGUCACCGUCUUUGUUUGAACAGUACAAGCCAACAUUUCUUGAUAUAUAUGUUAAAACAGUGUUGAGUGCUAGAGAAAAGCCACGACAGGUUCUCAGUGAAGCUUUUUGUUCACUUUUUACACGUAUGUCGCAUGAAGAUUUUCAAAGUAUUGUGGUUCCAUCUUCUGUUAAAAUGCUGAAACGCAACCCUGAGAUUGUGUUGGAGUCAGUUGGAAUUCUUUUGGAAUCAGUCAACCUUGAUUUGAGUAAGUAUGCCACCGAAAUUCUUUCAGUGGUAUUACCACAGGCUCGGCAUGCCGAUGAAGGAAGAAGGGUUGUGGCAUUAGCUAUAGUCAGGUGUUUGAGCCAGAAGUCUAGUAAUCCAGAUGUUUUAGAAGCAAUGUUCAAUGCUGUCAAAGCUGUACUUGGAGGCUCAGAAGGCAGACUUACGUAUCCUUACCAGAGAAUUGGCAUGGUCAGUGCACUCCAGGAAUUAUCUAAUGCUCCUGAGGGAAAAUACCUCAACAGUCUAUCAUGCUCCAUAUGCAUGUUCCUUUUGUCCUAUUACAAGGAUGAUGGAAAUGAAGAGGUGAAGCUUGCAAUUUUGUCUGCUGUAGCGUCUUGGGCAGUGCGAUCUGCUGAUGCUGUUCAACUAGAUUUGGUGUCCUUUUUUGCUUCUGGACUCAAGGAGAAGGAAGCUUUAAGGAGGGGGCAUCUUCGUUGUGUACGAGUCAUAUGCAGAAAUGCUGAUGCUGUUUUACGGGUAUCAUCUUUGUUGGGUCCUCUUGUCCAACUUGUAAAAACUGGUUUUACUAAGGCAGUGCAGCGUUUGGAUGGUGUAUAUGCUUUGCUCUUAGUUGGGAAGAUUGCCGCUCUUGAUAUCAAAGCAGAGGAGACUGUCGCAAAGGAAAAGAUUUGGUCUUUGAUAUCUCAAAAUGAACCCUCACUUGUACCAAUUUCACUGGCCUCAAAGUUAUCAGCUGAGGAUUGCAUGGCAUGUGUUGAUCUUCUUGAAGUGCUCCUAGUGGAACAUCUCCACAGGGUGUUGGAUACCUUUUCAGUCAGACUACUAUUACAGUUAAUGAUCUUUUUCAUAUGUCAUCCAAGUUGGGACACACGGAGAAUGGCUUCUGAUGCUACCAAAAAGAUAAUUGCUGGUGCACCACAGUUAUCUGAAGAUCUUUUACUUGAAUUUACAAAUUUUCUUUCUAUAGUUGGAGAGAAACUUCGGGAUUCAAAUACAAGUGACCCAGAGAAUUCAUUGGAUCCUCAAGUUACCUUCCUUCCAUCUGUUGAGGUUAUGGUAAAGGCAUUCGUUCUGAUAUCAUCAGCAGCUCUAGCUGCUGGCCCAAGUUCGUUUGUGCGAGUUCUAUUCUGCUCACAUCAUCCAUGCAUUGUUGGCACUGGAAAACGAGAUGCAGUUUGGAGGAGACUUCAUAAAUGUUUGCAAAUGCUGGGUUUUGACGUCAUUGACAUUCUUUCUGCUGAUGUGGGGAAUUUGUGCAAGGAAUUAUUGGGACCAAUGGGGUUGAUGAGUGCUAAUCCUCUUGAACGCCAAGCGGCAGUAUCGUCAUUAUCCACAUUGAUGUCUAUAACACCCAGAGAUACCUAUAUAGAAUUUGAAAAGCGUUUGCAAAAUCUUCCAGACCGUUAUUCACAUGAUAUGCUUUCGGAGAAUGAUGUUCAGGUUUUUCAUACCCCUGAAGGAACGCUUUCCAGUGAGCAAGGUAUUUAUGUUGCAGAGUCUGUUGCUGCUAAGAACACAAAGCAAGCAAAGGGUCGUUUUCGGACUUAUGAAGACCAAGAUGACAUGGAUCAUAUCAGUUCUAAUCAUUCAGCAAAGAGAGAACCGGCUAGUAGAGAAGCUGCUGGUGUCGGGAAAAAGGACAUUGGGAAGUCAACAAAGAAAGCUGAUAAGGGAAAGACGGGAAAAGAAGAGGCACGUGAGUUGCUGCUAAGAGAGGAGGCAUCCAUUCGUGAGAAGGUUCGAGAAAUCCAGAAAAAUUUGUCUUUGGUGCUGAGAGCUCUUGGGGAGAUGGCCAUUGCCAAUCCUGUAUUUGCGCACAGUCAAUUACCUUCCCUGGUCAGAUUUGUUGAUCCUUUAUUACGGUCACCAAUAGUAAGUGAAGUGGCCUAUGAAACCAUGGUGAAGCUCGCUAGAUGCACUGCUCUGCCACUCUGUAAUUGGGCCCUUGACAUUGCUACUGCUUUACGCUUAAUUGUGACUGAGGAAGAUCGCGUUUUGUUGGAUCUGAUUCCAUUAGUUGGUGAUGGAGAAGCUAAUGACAGACCAUCCUUGGGGCUUUUUGAGCGAAUAAUAAAUGGCUUGUCAGUGUCUUGUAAAUCUGGACCUCUUCCUGUAGAUUCCUUUACUUUUGUCUUCCCAAUAAUUGAGCGAAUUCUGAUUUCUUCCAAGAAGACAGGACUCCAUGAUGACGUGCUUCGGAUUCUUUAUUUGCACAUGGAUCCCUUAUUACCCCUUCCAAGACUUCGAAUGCUAUCAGUUCUCUAUCAUGUUCUGGGCGUUGUUCCAGCUUAUCAAGCAUCUAUAUGUCCUGCGUUAAAUGAGUUGAGUCUCGGUUUGCAACCCAAUGAAGUGGCACCUGCUCUAUAUGGAGUUUAUGCAAAGGAUGUUCAUGUAAGAAUGGCCUGCUUAAAUGCCGUUAAAUGCAUUCCAGCUGUUGCUAGCCGUUCUCUUCCUGAGAAUGUUGAUGUUGCAACCAGCAUUUGGAUUGCUUUACAUGAUCCAGAAAAGUCAAUUGCAGAAGCGGCAGAGGAUAUAUGGGAUCGCUAUGGGUAUGACUUUGGGACUGACUAUUCGGGACUUGUCAAAGCGCUUUCGCAUUGUAAUUAUAAUGUCCGCUUGGCUGCUGCGGAGGCAUUAGCUGCUGCUUUGGAUGAAAACCCUGAUUCUAUACAGGAGUCUCUUUCCACUCUGUUUUCUUUGUAUAUCCGUGAUGCUGGUUUUGGAGAUGAAAAUAUUGAUGCUGGUUGGCUGGGCCGACAAGGAAUAGCAUUGGCCUUGCAUUCUGCUGCUGAUGUUUUGAGAACCAAAGACCUUCCUGUUGUUAUGACAUUUCUCAUAUCACGAGCAUUGGCUGAUCCUAAUGCAGAUGUUCGGGGUAGAAUGAUUAAUGCUGGUAUUCUGAUUAUUGACAAGCAUGGGAGAGAGAAUGUGUCAUUGUUAUUUCCAAUUUUUGAGAACUACUUAAACAAAACGGCAUCAGAUGAAGAAAAAUAUGAUUUGGUGCGUGAGGGUGUGGUUAUCUUCACUGGAGCUUUGGCCAAACAUUUGGCAAAGGAUGAUCCUAAGGUUCAUGCUGUUGUUGAGAAGUUGUUGGAUGUGUUAAACACUCCAUCAGAAGCUGUUCAACGGGCAGUCUCUGCGUGCCUAUCUCCAUUAAUGCAAUCAAAGCAAGAUAAUGCAACGACUCUAGUUUCUUUGCUGUUGGAUCAAUUGAUGAAGAGCGACAAGUAUGGGGAACGCCGUGGAGCAGCUUUUGGACUUGCUGGGGUGGUUAAGGGAUUUGGAAUUUCUUCCUUGAAGAAGUAUGGUAUUGUGGCUGUACUACAGGAAGGUCUUUUGGACAGGAAUUCCGCAAAAUGUCGUGAAGGAUCUUUACUGGGAUUUGAGUGCCUUUGUGAGACACUUGGAAGAUUGUUUGAACCGUAUGUGAUUCAGAUGUUGCCAUUACUUUUGGUUUCUUUCUCUGAUCAAGUUGUGGCAGUUCGCGAAGCUGCGGAAUGUGCUGCUCGUGCCAUGAUGUCUCAACUUAGUGCUCAGGGGGUGAAGCUUGUCCUUCCAUCUCUUCUAAAGGGUCUUGAAGACAAAGCUUGGAGAACGAAACAAAGUAGUGUACAACUACUUGGUGCUAUGGCAUACUGUGCUCCUCAACAACUAUCUCAGUGCCUCCCUAAGAUUGUGCCCAAACUGACAGAGGUUUUGACAGAUACCCAUCCCAAAGUCCAGUCAGCAGGGCAAAUGGCCCUUCAACAGGUUGGGAGUGUUAUAAAGAAUCCGGAAAUAUCUUCCCUUGUCCCUACUCUUCUAAUGGGUCUUACUGACCCCAAUGACUAUACAAAGUAUUCCCUAGAUAUUCUUCUUCAAACAACUUUUAUUAAUUCAAUUGAUGCUCCUUCACUUGCGCUUUUGGUACCUAUAGUACAUAGAGGGCUAAGGGAGAGAAGUGCUGAGACUAAAAAGAAAGCUGCACAAAUUGUUGGAAAUAUGUGUUCGUUAGUUACAGACCCGAAGGAUAUGAUUCCUUACAUAGGGUUGCUCCUUCCUGAAGUGAAAAAGGUUCUGGUGGAUCCUAUUCCAGAAGUCAGAUCAGUUGCAGCAAGGGCCCUUGGAUCCCUAAUAAGAGGGAUGGGAGAAGAAAAUUUCCCAGAUCUUGUUCCCUGGUUGUUUGAUACACUUAAAUCUGAUAAUAGUAAUGUUGAGCGCUCCGGAGCUGCUCAAGGGUUGAGUGAGGUUUUAGCUGCUCUUGGGACUGUGUACUUUGAGCAUGUACUUCCUGAUAUUAUUCGAAAUUGUUCUCAUCAAAGAGCAUCUGUACGCGAUGGAUAUUUAACACUUUUCAAGUUUUUGCCAAGGUCAUUAGGCGUCCAAUUCCAGAACUACUUGCAACAGGUUCUGCCUGCUAUAUUAGAUGGUCUGGCCGAUGAGAAUGAAUCCGUACGUGAAGGAGCACUAGGUGCUGGGCAUGUCCUGGUUGAGCAUUAUGCAACAACGUCUUUACCUCUUCUCCUGCCAGCCGUGGAAGAUGGUAUUUUCAAUGACAGUUGGCGUAUUCGUCAGAGCUCUGUGGAACUGUUGGGUGAUCUCUUGUUUAAAGUUGCUGGAACAUCUGGAAAAGCUUUGCUUGAGGGCGGUAGCGAUGAUGAAGGUGCUAGUACAGAAGCACAGGGACGUGCUAUCAUUGAGGUUCUAGGAAGGGAUAAGCGUAAUGAAGUCCUUGCUGCAUUAUAUAUGGUUCGAAGUGAUGUCAGCAUAUCUGUGCGUCAGGCUGCUUUACACGUGUGGAAAACUAUUGUGGCAAAUACUCCAAAGACACUUAAAGAAAUUAUGCCAGUUUUAAUGAAUACUCUAAUUACUUCUCUUGCGUCAUCAUCCUCUGAAAGGCGGCAGGUUGCUGGACGAUCACUGGGUGAGCUUGUUAGGAAGCUUGGUGAAAGAGUACUUCCUUUGAUCAUCCCAAUUUUAUCCCAAGGGCUGAAGGACCCUAAUACUAGCAGAAGACAAGGUGUAUGCAUUGGUCUAAGUGAGGUGAUGGCAAGUGCUGGUAAGAGUCAGUUAUUGAGUUUCAUGGAUGGGCUAAUUCUUACUAUUCAGACUGCCCUCUGUGAUAGCACGCCUGAGGUUCGUGAAUCUGCGGGCUUAGCAUUCAGUACUCUUUACAAGAGUGCUGGAAUGCAAGCAAUUGAUGAAAUUGUUCCAACUCUUCUGCAUGCCCUGGAGGAUGAACAAACUUCUGAUACUGCUCUUGAUGGCCUCAAACAAAUCUUAAGUGUCAGGACUACUGCUGUUUUGCCUCAUAUUUUGCCCAAGCUGGUCCAUCUUCCCCUUUCUGCCUUUAAUGCACAUGCUCUCGGAGCUUUGGCAGAAGUUGCUGGACCUGGUCUCAACUUUCACCUUGGCACUGUUCUUCCUGCUUUACUCUCUGCAAUGGAUGGUGAUGACAAGGAUGUUCAAACUUUGGCAAAGGAGGCUGCAGAAACGGUGGUCUUAGUAAUUGAUGAGGAAGGUGUUGAGUCUCUGAUAUCAGAGCUUCUUAAAGGUGUUGGUGAUAGUCAGGCUUCAAUCAGAAGAAGUUCUUCCUAUUUGAUAGGAUAUUUCUUCAAAAACAGCAAACUGUAUUUGGUUGAUGAAGCUCCAAACAUGAUAUCUACCUUGAUUAUCUUGCUUAGUGAUUCAGAUUCAGCGACUGUUCUGGUUGCUUGGGAAGCUUUAUCGAGGGUUGUCAGUUCAGUUCCAAAGGAGGUACUUCCUUCAUAUGUAAAACUAGUUCGUGAUGCUGUAUCUACAUCUAGAGAUAAAGAGCGUAGGAAAAAGAAGGGAGGACCAAUUCUCAUACCUGGAUUCUGUCUGCCGAAAGCACUUCAGCCAUUACUUCCAAUCUUUCUCCAAGGUCUCAUUAGUGGGUCUGCUGAAUUAAGAGAGCAGGCAGCAUUGGGUCUUGGGGAGCUGAUUGAAGUGACUAGUGUACAAGCACUGAAGGAGUUUGUCAUUCCCAUAACAGGUCCUCUUAUCCGGAUCAUAGGUGAUCGGUUCCCCUGGCAGGUGAAGAGUGCCAUUUUGUCUACUUUAAGCAUCAUAAUAAGAAAGGGUGGAAUGGCCUUGAAACCUUUUCUUCCUCAGCUUCAGACGACAUUUGUUAAGUGUCUACAGGAUAGUACAAGGACUGUUCGUUCAAGUGCUGCCCUUGCACUUGGAAAGCUGAGUGCACUAAGUACCAGAGUUGACCCUUUAGUUGGGGAUCUCCUGUCCAGUUUGCAGGCAUCAGAUGGUGGUGUUCGGGAAGCCAUUCUUACUGCUUUAAAGGGUGUCCUAAAGCAUGCUGGAAAGAAUGUAAACAGUGCUGUUAAAACUCGUGUCUUCAUUCUCCUAAAGGAUAUGAUUCAUCAUGAUGAUGACCAAGUUCGGAUAUCUACCGCAAGCAUAUUGGGAAUAAUAUCGCAGUACAUGGAAGAUGCUCAACUGACUGACCUGCUUCAGGAACUUUCUAGUUUGGCUUCAUCUCCCAGUUGGUCUGCAAGGCAUGGUUCGGUCCUCACAAUCUCAUCCUUGCUCAGACACAACCCCAUCACAAUCAGUCUGUCUCCAUUGUUUCGGUUUAUAGUAGAACACCUGAAGGGAACAUUGAAAGAUGAGAAGUUCCGGCUUCGUGAAUCUUCAACUAAGGCAUUAGGAAGGCUUCUACUUCAUCAAAUUCAAAGCGAUCCAUCUAACACCACUGCACAUCUGGAUAUUCUUUCAUCCCUAGUGUCAGCUUUGCAUGAUGACUCCAGUGAAGUAAGAAGAAGGGCAUUAUCUGGUCUAAAAGCAGUUGCAAAAUCAAAUCCAUUGGCCAUUAUGGCCCAUGUUACUGUUAUAGGACCCUCACUUGCUGAGUGUUUGAAGGAUGCAAGUACUCCAGUGAGACUUGCUGCAGAAAGAUGUGCUCUGCACAUUUUCCAAUUAACAAAGGGUACGGAAAAUGUUCAAGCUGCACAGAAAUUUAUCACGGGCUUGGACGCUAGACGUCUAUCGAAGUAUCCUGAACAGAGUGAUGAAAGCGGAGACAGUGAAGAUGACUUGACAAGUGGCUGAUAAUGAAUUCCUUGCUGUACAUGUCUAUAUUUUGUUUCUUCAAGAGCAGACGUGAACUGAUUUAAGAAGAGUCAGUGGCCUAAGUUUUACAUGGCACCUUUAUUGUUAUAGAGAGACACAGAUACACAGAGAUAGAUAUAUAGUGGCUGGAUACCCAAUUUUUGCUGACCUGGGUGUUAUGAUGUUUUACUUGUUAAUCAGAUUUUGUAUGAGCAUCACAUGUACAAAUGACGGCACACACUGAGUCUGAUUUAUGUUUGGCUUUUAAAUCUUUGAUGGUCGUAAUGAGUUUGUAGUUCAAAGCGUUGUCUUCGAUCUUGUAAUUAUAUCAAGCUUCAGAAUGUAUAUUUUUUGAUAUUUUUAAGCUGGAGUAUGGAAUAUGGAAUAUUUUACUGUGCUUUUAUCAAUUUGGUUUUUAUUAA
Alnus glutinosa is the source of this 8436-nucleotide messenger RNA. RefSeq names its product protein ILITYHIA. The transcript is spliced from 60 exons. Lineage: Eukaryota; Viridiplantae; Streptophyta; Magnoliopsida; Fagales; Betulaceae. Gene Ontology annotation, biological process: regulation of translation; cellular response to amino acid starvation. Gene Ontology annotation, molecular function: protein kinase regulator activity. The record is from RefSeq and is a predicted model, not a curated record. Bases 125 to 8014 code for a protein of 2629 amino acids. Gene Ontology annotation, cellular component: cytosol.